Messenger RNA from Penicillium samsonianum, 456 nucleotides. RefSeq lists its product as uncharacterized. The transcript has a single exon. The record is from RefSeq and is a predicted model, not a curated record. The coding region runs from base 1 to 456 and encodes 151 amino acids. Lineage: Eukaryota; Fungi; Ascomycota; Eurotiomycetes; Eurotiales; Aspergillaceae.
AUGGAAGAUUUCAGCUUGCAUACUACAGUCAUCAACAAUCCCUAUGAUGACGAAUAUAGCGCUGGGUCACUCGAGCGUCUGAUCUCUUUACAGAGCUUUAUUCCAGUGGAGAAAUGGCCGAAACUACGCUGUUUUGAACUAUCGCGCUUCUUAGUGACACAGUCAGAUGUCAUAUCGUUCCUUUGUGCAUUACCAAAAUCCAUCCGGUUUAUCAAGCUGAGCAUGCUGAAGUUCCUUGAUGAAGGUGGAGAUUGGCAUGGUUUGCUUGAAGAUAUGCGCACGAUGAUACGCGAAAAUACACUGUGGGCGGACAGAGAUACGCGCUCGCAACCAGCUAUUUCGAUUGGACUGAAGCUGCAGAAUCCACAGAUUGGCCGCGCAGUUUGGCUUGAAAAGGAGGUGCAAGGAUUUCUCUACGGAGGGGGAUUCCGUAUAAUUAGCGCUGCGGAGAGUUAA